Messenger RNA from Ornithorhynchus anatinus (platypus), 3857 nucleotides. RefSeq names its product intercellular adhesion molecule 5 (gene ICAM5). Gene Ontology annotation, cellular component: membrane. Gene Ontology annotation, molecular function: integrin binding. Lineage: Eukaryota; Metazoa; Chordata; Mammalia; Monotremata; Ornithorhynchidae. The coding region runs from base 1 to 3648 and encodes 1215 amino acids. The record is from RefSeq and is a predicted model, not a curated record. The transcript has 13 exons. Gene Ontology annotation, biological process: cell-cell adhesion.
AUGGGGCCACCGCUCCCCCUCGCUCUGCUCGCGGCCGCCGCCACCGUUGCCGCUGCCUCCGGCUCCACCAGUGAGAUGCCCCUUCUGCCCCCGGGUCCCCCUCGUUACGCCAGGCCUGGCGAGGGUCGGGAGGAGGAGGAGGGGGAACACAACACGUGUACCCGCUCCUCCUCCUCCCCCCACCCCUCCUCAGGAUCCCCAGGUUCGUUCCGGGUGCAGGUCCGGCCCCAGCAGGUGUCCGUGCAGCCAGGAGGUUCCGUGUGGCUCAACUGCAGCACGGACUGCCCACGGCCAGACGGUGGGGAGAUCCAGACGGACCUGUCCCGGGGCCAGACAGAGCGGGGGCCCGGCUGGCUCGCCUUCCAGCUGCUGGACGUGAGGGCGUGGAGCUCCGAGCCACGCUGCACCUUCCGCUGCGCCGGGGUGACAAGGGAGGCCGUGGCCAGAGUCUACGCUUACCAGUCUCCACGCCACGUGCUCUUGGAGCCGCUGACCCCACUCGAAGACGGCUUGAAGUUCAGGCUGCGCUGCCACGUGACGCGAGUAUUUCCCGUGGGAUUCCUGACCGUGAUUCUGCGGGCCGGGGCGCGCCCCCUGUUUGUGGACCGCCUGGUGGAGCACCGCCGGCCGGAGCCCGCCAACGUGACGGUGACCCACGAGCUCCGUGCUCGGCUCCGGGACCACGGCCUACCCGUCAUCUGCCAGGCCCGGCUGGACCUUGGAGGCCAGGUGGUGGGACGCAGCUCAGAGCCCGUGAUGCUGUGGGUCCAAGGGAGCCGGAAGGCUAAGGUAAUGUCCUGGGCAUCGAUCGGCGCCCUGGCCACCCUCCUGCUCCUCGGCUGCAUGUUUCUGUCCGGACGGCACCUGGCUCAGGGACCUCUGAGCGGGGAGGGGGAUUCCUCCAAACACACCCCGGGCCUGCCCUGGGGCAGUUUAGGAAUAACGAGACCCCGGUCCCAGCCAGGACCCCGGGCCCCGAGCUGGGACGUUCCUGCCCGGCCAGAUCCCGGCGUCCUCUUUCCACAGUGGAUGGGCCGCGGGGGCGGGGGGAAGCGGGGCGGCUGCCGGGGCCGCGGAGAAGGCUCCUGUCCGGGAUGUGGCUCAGCCCCCAGAGCCGCCCCCGAAAUUCGCCCUCCGGGGGAGGUCCGGUACUUUUGCGUGGGUCGGCCACGCACCUUCUGGGCCACCCGCGCGGGUCGGCAGGGCAGCGGUCACUCGGGUGAUGUGGUUUGGCCGUGGGAAGAUGACAGGGGGAGGGGGGGUUUCGGGGGAGCGUGCCGCCCCCCUCCCCGGCUCCGCACCCCCUUCUCCGCCCCCGCCUUGGAUACCGAGCUCCCAGCGUUAAAGCCAGCUCCCGGCGCGCUCGGCUCCGCGCUCCUCCGUGCGCUCCUCGGUUCGGUUGCCGUCUCUCCGGGUCCAGCGGCCCGGCCCACCCGGGCCAUGAACCCCAGCCCGCCUCGCCCACGCUGGGCUCUGCUCCUCCUGGGGCUCGUCGUCGGGCUCGGGGCGGAGCGGGAGCCGUACUGGGCCGAUCUGCAGCCUCGGGCGGCGUUGGUGGAGCGCGGCGGGUCCCUCUGGCUCAACUGCAGCACUAACUGCCCGCGGCCCAAGCGCGGCGGGCUGGAUACUUCCCUCCGCCGGGCCGGGGGGCAGCGGGGACCGCGCUGGCUCUCCCGCGAACUCGUGGACAUCCGCGAGCCCGAGAGCCGCCCGGUCUGUUCCUUCCAGUGCGGCCCCCGCCUGUUGCAGGCCCGGGGCGUCAUCCGCACCUUCCGGCCCCCAGAGCGAGUGGAGCUGACGCCACCGCCAGCCUGGGUGCCCGUUGGCGAGAACUACACCGUGGACUGCCGGGUCCCGGAGGCAGUGCCCCUGGAGAACCUCACAGUGGCACUGGUCCAGGGCACCCGGGAGCUGGGGCGCCAGGGCUUCCCGGGCAAGCCGCCCGACACCCAAAACGCCACCGCCACGUUCACGGUCCUGGCCCGCAGGGAGGACCAUGGCACCGACGUGUCCUGCCAGGCCCAGCUGGACCUGCGGAGGCUUGGGCUGGAACUCUUCCGCGGCCGUUCGGCCUCCGUGCGGCUUCACACCUUCCAAUUCAAGAGACUUCCGUGGUUCAGCUCCCCUGCACUCAGUGACUCCUGGCUCCUGGAGGUCGGGGCCGCGACGUCUGUGAGCUGCGAGGCUGAGGUGUUCCCGGCCGGGGAGGCCCAGGUUCACUUGUCCCUGGGGGGCCGGGAGCGGAACCCCACAGUCACCCGGGACGGAGACCGGCUCACGGCCGAGGCCACAGUUCAGGCCGAGGAGGGGCCCGAGCAGGAGCUGGACGUGAACUGCACCGUGGCCGUGGGGAGCGAGAGCCGAACGGCCCACAAAACCCUGACCGUCUACAACUUCCCCCCUCCCGAGCUGACCCUUAGCGAGCAAAGCCCUGUGGAGAAGACCCCUGUGAAUGUGAGCUGUAGGGCCCGGCCCGGCGCCUCAGUGAAACUGGAGGGGCAACCAGAGCCACCCGGUGGGGAGCCUGCUCAUCUCCAGCUGAUCGCCCGGGAGGAGGACAAUGGGCGCCUGUUGACCUGUGAGGCCACCCUGUCGCUGAAAUCUGUGCGGCUCGUCAAGCGCCAGAACGUCCAGCUCCACGUCCUCCACGGACCGCGGAUGAAUGCCUCGGACUGUCCGGGGAACUGGACGUGGCUGGAGGGGACGGAGCAGGUUCUACGUUGCCGGGCCCGGGGGAACCCGACCCCGACUGUGCAGUGCGUCCACGCUGGGAUCAAGGACGCGUUCCUCCCCGAGAGCCCUCUGCGGGUCACCCGAGCCCACGCCGGCACCUACCGCUGCACAGCCAGCAGUCAACUGGGCACCGAGGCCAGGGACGUGGUCGUGACCGUGGACUCCCCACCCUGGAUGGACGAGACCAGCUGCCCCAGCCACCAGACGUGGCUGGAGGGGGUACGUGGGCCGGCAUUGACCUGUGGGGCGUGGGGUACCCCACCCCCUCGGGUCCAGUGUGCCCGGGACGGCGAUCUGAAGCGGCUGGAGGGUCUGGAGGAGCCAGAGUGGCCGGAGAGGGGUCGCAGCGUGUCUAGGGAAGACGCCGGCACCUACCGCUGCGAGGCCACGAACGCACGUGGCUCGGACGCCAGGAUGGUCACUGUAGGGGUGGAGUACAGGCCAGUGGUGGCGUUGCUGGCGGCCACCCCCUCGGGCAGAGUGGAGCCCGGGGGCAACUUCACAUUGACGUGCCGCGCUGAUGGGUCCCCACCUGCCCAACUAAGCUGGCACACCCCGUCGGGGGCCAGAGGCUUCGGCCUCUCCUUGUCCGGGGACAACGGGACCCUGAGCGUGGCCGGGGCUCACGGUCGCCACGGAGGUGUCUAUGAGUGCAUGGCUACAAAUGCCCACGGCCACCACGUGCGGCGCAUCACCGUGCGAGUGGCCGGACCGUGGCCAUGGGUUGCUGGGGGCGGGGCAGCGGGAGGUGCAGCCCUGCUGGCGGGCCUGGCUGCCCUAGUCUGGUACAUCAAGUCGGCGGCCUGCAAGACGGGGGAGUACAGCGUGCAGGAGGCUGAGAGCGCCGGCCAGGCCGUGGGGGCGGGGACUGAGGCAGGGGACGAGAUCUACGCCAUCCAGCUCACCGCCAAGUGAGAGGGCCGGCUGGCCGGCCGGCAGGCCAGGAGAGGGGCUGGCCGUGGAUCCUUACCCUUCACCGGAAGUUCGGUUCAUUUCUUCGUUUCUCCGUUCGGUUAUUUCUGUCUCAUCCAGGGGAGGGGGUGGGGAGGACCCUUGCCCCACCCUCAUCUGUCUGCGAACCUUGAGCAACCACUCCAGUAAAAGACUUUUCAUAAUAAACAAGA